AUGGCGGCGGCAGCAGCCAUAACUUCCGUGGAAUGCCAGAGCCAGGUCAAGUCAUGGCGACUCUUCCGCUCCCUCCUCGCCUUUCUCAUCCCCACCUGCAACUGCACCACCUUUUCCUCCGACGACCACUUCCUAGAAGACGACCAAGAAACCAAACACCACCAAUACCCCAUUAAUCCCAAACCCUCCGCCGCCGCCACAUUAGUCACCGGCACCAUAUUCGGCUCCCGCCGCGGCAAAAUCAGCCUCUGCUUCCAAACCCACCGCAGCAGCAACAACAAGUCGCCAAACAUCCUCCUCCUCCUCGAGCUGGCGGUCCCGGCGCCAAUCCUCGCCCGCGAAAUGGAAUCCGGCGUCCUCCGCAUCGCCCUCCGCAGCACCGCCGCCGACCGGGACGGCGGGGGCUCGCCGCUGACAUCGGUGCCGGCGUGGACGACGUAUUGCAACGGGAGGAGGGCGGGGUACGCGGUGAGGCGGCGGCCCACGGAGGCCGACGUGGAGGCUCUGCGGGUGCUGGGGUCGGUAGCGGUUGGGGCGGGAGUGAUGAACGAUGAGGUGACGUAUCUGAGGGCCAACUUCCAGAGGCGGCGGGCUUCCGGCGGGUCCGGGUCGGAGUCGUUCCACCUGGUUGACCCGGACGGGAGCAUCGGUCAGGAGCUCAGCAUCUACCUUUUCCGAUAG
This is a messenger RNA of Linum tenue, 681 nucleotides long. NCBI's taxonomy places the organism in Eukaryota, Viridiplantae, Streptophyta, Magnoliopsida, Malpighiales, Linaceae. The record is from the annotation of a GenBank genome assembly.